Messenger RNA from Penicillium nucicola, 507 nucleotides. RefSeq lists its product as uncharacterized. The transcript has 2 exons. The record is from RefSeq and is a predicted model, not a curated record. The coding region runs from base 1 to 480 and encodes 159 amino acids. Lineage: Eukaryota; Fungi; Ascomycota; Eurotiomycetes; Eurotiales; Aspergillaceae.
AUGAAGAAUCCAAUCAAGACCAAGAAGCUUCAGAAGUUUGCGAAGCGGCCCAAACCCCAAAGACUAGAGAGCCUAUUGGAACUCUCUGAAGAAAUAGCCGAGAAGUCAGGACGAUGGAUAUACGCGCAGUUGCUCCGCGGAAUGCGAUACAUCUGGUGGGAGACCGACCGAGAAACGUUCGUGCAAUGGGCACAAGCGAUCAUCGAGAUGGAGCUGCGCCUCCGCGAAUCCACCCAGCGCGAGGCCUAUCUCAAAGAAUUGAUUCAAUAUCAACACCAGUACCGCACCCUCGACGAGCGGGCCCGUCUAGAGACGCUAAUCGAGGAACUCAUCUCCCUGGAUCGCGACUAUCGGAAUCUCGAACAGGCAUAUGUCAAACUGAUUGCGGAAUGUCCAGAAGGGUCCAUGAAGAGCGCUUAUUUAGCAUUCCGACAGCAGCCUCAGUGGCAUAUGAUGAGCCAGUGGCUGCGUCAGGAUUAGGCUAUUGUGGCUGCUCAAGUCAAGUAA